Molecule: messenger RNA, 909 nt
Organism: Zea mays
Lineage: Eukaryota; Viridiplantae; Streptophyta; Magnoliopsida; Poales; Poaceae
Product: zinc finger CCCH domain-containing protein 3
Exons: 5
Coding region: 92-562 (156 amino acids)
Cellular component (GO): U12-type spliceosomal complex
Molecular function (GO): zinc ion binding; nucleic acid binding
Source: RefSeq, a predicted model, not a curated record
AGGCUUCGGAUUAGCAAAGGAAAUUCUCAGUUUUUGUAAAAAAUCGUGUGGAAAUUCUCAGUAGAGACCAGAGCUGCCAACACCCAACACGAUGCCCUUGGGGAAGUACUACUGCGACUACUGCGACAAGCAGUUCCAGGACACCCCCGCCGCCCGGAAGCGCCACCUCCAGGGCGUGCAGCACCAACGCGCCCGCGCCCUCUGGUACGACUCCAUUCGCCACCAAGACCAGCAUGGCGGCGCUUCCUCCCUCCUCCUGCCUGACGGCACCCUCGCCAAGGGCAUCUGUCACCACUUCGUCCGCACGGGGGCUUGCAAGUAUGGGGAUUCAUGCAGAUACUUCCAUCCGAAGCCAAAUGGUGUCAAUCCAGCAUUAGCUGCACCAGGGCUUGGGUCUGGGCCUGCACCCAUGGUGCAGCAGUCUGAUAUUAUUGGGAACCAACCCAAUUUUGUUGUAUACCAGGGAGUAGACAUAAAUUCUUCCUCAGAAAGAAUUGUGAUAUACGACAAGCUAGAUGCUUACCAUAUCCUCACUUCAGUCAGCUGUCAUGCCAUGAUGUGAGCCCUUGCGACACAAUCAUCCUAUUUGGACAUUCCAAUUUACUCCAUCAUGUGCCAGCGGGUCCAUUGGUUAGUGACUUGGCGCCUACCAGAGACUGAUCGUGUGCUGUUUGGAUGUUUCGAGGCUAUUCAAUUGCAAGCGGUCCUGUCGGUUGGUGCCUCAGGAUGACUAGGAAGGAGGGCGUACAGAUUAAAGACCUUAAAUUUGUUUGGUUUGGAGCUGUUGUCAGCUUCCUGGCCUGCAGGAACCAUGCUCCUGAUCCUUUCUCUGAAUUUUGAAAUGUCGUGAUGCUUUCAAGUGCUUAAGCUUCCAGGGCAUCAUAGGGUUCACCGUUUGCAAAUGCUCCA